Messenger RNA from Cololabis saira (Pacific saury), 5135 nucleotides. It is a transcript of the gene cc2d1a, whose product is annotated as coiled-coil and C2 domain containing 1A. Gene Ontology annotation, biological process: regulation of transcription by RNA polymerase II. NCBI's taxonomy places the organism in Eukaryota, Metazoa, Chordata, Actinopteri, Beloniformes, Belonidae. Bases 12 to 3017 code for a protein of 1001 amino acids. Gene Ontology annotation, cellular component: nucleus. The transcript is spliced from 27 exons. The record is from RefSeq and is a predicted model, not a curated record. Gene Ontology annotation, molecular function: RNA polymerase II cis-regulatory region sequence-specific DNA binding; DNA-binding transcription repressor activity, RNA polymerase II-specific.
AUUAUCGGUCCAUGAGUCGCAGUCGGAACCCCCCUCCUCGGGGUCAAGGAGCAGCGCGAGCUAAGCAGAUGGGGCUGCUUCUUGACCUGUCACCCGAUGGAGGGAUGGAUGAUGAUGGAAAUGAUGAUGAGCUGGAGGCAGAGCUCCUCCGUCUGGUGGGAGGAGGUGGGACAUCACAGGGAAAGAAAGAAGGGGGAGCUCCCGUUCCCAUGGCAGAAAUUGAGCGAAUGGCAGCACUUUGUAUGAAAGAUCUGGAUGAUGAUGAAAUUGGAGAGGAAGAUUUAGAUGAUGAAGAUCUUCUGGCGGAACUGAAUGAAGUUUUGGAGGAUGAUGAUGACCAGCAUCCUGCUGCAACACCCCCUGCUGCCACAGCAGCUGCUCUUAAAGUGAAUAUCACAUCCCAUCCUGCUCCUCCUUAUGCUCCCAGUGGUGAAUCUGGGUUGGAGUCCCAACUUUUAGAGCGCAUUGCGAUGUAUCAGACAGCCAUAUCCAAUGGCAAGGCUGCGGGCGAGACGAGCAAAGUUCGAAGAUAUGACCGGGGGUUAAAGACAUUGCAGGCCAUGUUAACAUCUGUCAAGAAGGGGAAGUCUAUUAAUGAGGAGGAGAUCCCUCCCCCCGUUGCUCUUGGACAAAAGGCAAAUGUUACCACAGAGUCCGAACCGGUGAAGGAACGAGAGCCGCCAGAGCCCACGUUCAUUCCCUCCCCUCCAUCCAAUCAGCAACCCCUGAGAGAGGCAGCACCAGCAGCUCCUAACACUAAGCCAGUUAAGCCAACACAUUUGUUCCCCCCACAAAAGCCUGAUGCUCCCAUCACCCCAGAAACACCCGCUAUCUCUCCUCUCACUCCUUGCCAGCCUAACGCCCAGCACUCAGAGCUGAAACAGGCUGUGCUGUCCAGACAAAGGGAGUAUAAGAUGGCUGCUAUACACGCCAAACAGAACGGUGACAUCAACCAGGCCAAACAACACUACCUCACUGCCAAGAAGCUCAACUCGCUACUGGAGGCCGUGGAUAAAGGAGAACCAGUACAGCUGAGCUCGCUGCCUCCUGCUCCUGGAGAUGUAGUACCAGAGCACGUUGCACGUCCUGCUCCUCUGUCUUCAUCCAAACCUGCUGCCCCUGCUCCCCCUGCUGCCCCAGCACCUACUCAGUUGGCUACUGCUGACCUGCCUGCUCCCAGCAGUUUGGCAGAAGCCCUGCAGCAGAGGAUGGACAUAUACAAGCAGGCAGCAGAGGGAGCCAAGACCAAAGGAGACGAUCGGAAGGCUCGCAUGCACCAGCGCAUUGUGAAGCAAUACCAGGAUGCCAUCAGAGCACAUAAAGCAGGCCGACCUGUCACCUUGUCUGAUCUACCGGUGCCACCAGGCUGUCCACCACUACAGGGCUCAGAGGGGAGUCAGCAGAACAUAAUGGGUGUUCUGGAAACGGCUAUGAAAAUAGCAAAUCAAGAUGCAGACGCAGAAGAUGAAGAAGAUGGAGAAGGAGAGGCUGCCAGGGUGGAACAAAAAAAGCCAGCAAUGCGUCCACCUGCCCAGAAAGCAAAGUCUCCGGCUCCUCAGGGCCACGGAGGAUCCUCAAAUCAAAAACUGGGACCCAAAGCCCAGCAGCAAGUGGAUUUCCUGUUGCUACGGCGACAAGCCUUUUUGCGUGCAGCACUGCGCUCUAAACAGCUGAAGGACAUGACGGGAGCAGCGCAGCACCUCAGACAUGCCAAGGGUCUGGACCCCAUGAUCUCCGCUGCAAAGUCUGGCCUACCAGUCGAUAUCACAAAAAUUCCAAACACUCCAGUUAGUGAGGCGGACUACUCCCUGGGUCGCUCUCGAACCUCUCCACUCUCUCCCCGUUCGAGUGAGAAGUACCAUGGCCUCAUGGAUCUUUUGCAAAAGCAACACGAGAAAUGUCUGGGCCUCUCCCAGCAGUUCACACUCAUGGGCAACGUAGCGGAAGCUUUAAAGUCUGAGAAGCUGGUCGAGGAAUCCACAAAGUACAUAGAUAUACUGAAGAAUGCCCACUCCAAGGGUCAGCCGGUCCCCAAGUGCCACACAGAGGAGAGGACCUUCAACUCUGUCAAGCAGUACUCCGACCUGACACCUCAUGACCUCAUGCUGUACAUCAUCCGUGGGAUCAACCUACCCGCUCCAUCAGGUGUGUCCGCUAAUGACCUGGACGCCAGUGUAAAAUUUGAGUUUCCAUUUCCCAGCACGGAGGAAGCCCAGAGGGACAAGACCAGCACUGUGAAGAACAGCAGCAGUCCCGAAUUUAAAGAGCAGUUCAAACUCAGCAUCAACCGCGCCCACAGGGGCUUCAAACGGGUCGUUCAGUCCAAAGGCAUCAAGUUCGAAAUCAUCCACAAGGGCGGUCUGUUUAAGACGGACAAAGUGGUGGGAACCGCUCAGCUGAAGCUGGAGGCUCUAGAGCACCACUGUGACGUCAGGGAGAUCGUGGAAGUGAUGGAUGGACGCAAAGCUACAGGUGGAAAGUUGGAGGUGAGGGUGAAGAUCAGAGAGCCUCUGUCAGGAGUUGACCUUCAGCCGGCGACAGAGAAGUGGCUGGUUCUUGAACCGGCAUCUUCACUUUCUCCACCGGAGAAACAAAAGGAGCGGGCUCCAUCUCCUCGGUCUAAACCAAGACAUGAAGCGAACAGCAGGAGCAGUCAUCCCAACAGCUCUCCUCCACUGUACAAACUCCACAGCUUCUGCCUCCUGAACUACGACAAGGAGCGGCUGGAGAGGAAGAUCGGAGACUACCAAAAGAACCGACGAGACCCAUCUGACCUCGUCAAGCAACACAAAGAGGUCCUGCACAGACUGCAGUGGCAGAAAGCACAGCUGGAGCGAGGCUCUCCGGCUCUGCUGACAGAGUAUGAAAAUGUGCUGCGGCGCUUCAUCCAAGGACUCUCUGAAUCUGUGAAGCAAUACUCCAGUCAAGGCAACAGGGAUGCUGCCAAGGAUGCGCUGGGCAGAUUGAAGAUGGUAGAGAGUGAGCUAGAAACGCUGAAGAGGAAACGCACUGGAUAAGAAGACGAAGUGGAAGAGGAGGCUUGGCUGGAGUACUGUUAUCGCACCUUCUCUCUCUGUCUCUCUUACAUACUCAUACAAAUGCUACAGUGGGUACAACUGCACCUUUGGUGGUUCUCUUCUGCUGGUGACCCAAACAACUGCAUGAAACCAGCCUGCUAUUUCUGUCAUCCUAUAACUGCUGCCACAUGUAGGUAAUCACUUGCUUCAAAGAAAUUUAAAAACAGCAACUACAAAGGGAGAGCGAUUAUUAAAGGAAGCAUUAAAAGACGGAGUAAACGGGAAAUGGUGACUUUUUUUGCACUUAAACAAGAAAAAACUCUACAGAAACCUGCUUCUACAGCUUUCCUUUGACAUUUAUUGGGGGAGAUUAAUUUGAAGAUGUUAUGUUUUACACUUGACACCAGCUCCUUUUGGUUUCCACAGAUGACCAAAAAUGUGUGCGUGUACAUGAGUGAGGUGUGUUUAACCGGUGGACUGGACUGAUUAUAACCCUUUCUCAGCACAUUUUAUGUGUGUAAUGAGCUUUAUCUAAUCUGUCUGCUCCAGUGUUCCCAGAUUACAGUAAUCUGCUCCAUUUGGAUUGCAGUGAUAUGGGAAUAAAAAGGAAAAAAAAAAUUAUGGCUUCGGGGUGCUCAAGCCUACAUCCCAUAGUGAGGGAUUAGUGUUUAUGUCACCAAGGAGACGACUAGAUCCAGACGUGGAGUCGUCUUUAGAGGCUUUAAGAGGAAGUGUUAACAUAGACUCAUGAAUGUGGUGGAAGCUUAGCUGUGCGAAGGGAUUGCUGCUUUUUCUUCAGUGUAAGCUGCCUCCUCUCUUGUCUGCAUCUUCACUGUCUUUACACUAUUUCUUUUCAGCAUAUAUUCAGAGAUUAUUGUGUUUUAAGUAGUAGGCCGUCCCACUUCAAUUUUUUAUUUUUUUUUUUUUAACUCAACAUCACACAAUCCACUUGGCUAUUGAUUUAAAAAUAAUGAAAUUUGUGGCAUCAGUGUGCUACCUCUGCAACACAUUUUGGUGGAUGCAGUUUACACAAAAACUGCCGGUCCAACUGAGAUGCCUGACGGCAGCACAGCGGAUCCACAAGAAGGCAACGUGUCAGUAAUAACUGUGUAAUUGCUCAAUUACCCCACAGACGUCCCUAUUAUAAAUAUCCCCUCCAUUUAACUAUGGUGACUAAAGUCAGCCAACAGAGAUCAGAGGAAACCAAUGAAACUCCCUUUUCUGUGACAUUUCCAGCUGAUAAAUGUGGACGUCUUAGAAAACAUUUUUGUUAAAACACUAAAUGUGAACAAAAUAUAUUGAUAUAUAAUCUGAGAAAUGUCCCAGUGCUGCCAUGUAUUCUGAGCUGUGGCUUAUACUGUAAACAGAUGUUUUCUCUGUGUGUUUGACCUGAUAAACUGACAGCUACAGCAUUUGCUGAUUGCAUCCAGCCGGGAUGUAGCACACACUACUUCCACCGAGCCAUGCUGUAUGUUUAUAUGUGACCUUUUUAAGUAUCAAUAAUGACAUUGACUACAAGUUUUUUGGUCAUGUGACACACCAGAUAAUUAUCUGGUGUUCAAAUUAAUCUACAUGACUCCAUUAACAAAUAAUCCUGGUUAAAGCUGGUCCUCAACGGAGCAGUGUUUUCUUUUUUUUUUUCUUUGUUUUUAUGCGGCACCCCUUCCUCCCCUUUUUAAAAUCAAGAGCACUUAUCUUGUGACGCUGUAAGUGUCGUAGUGCUUUUGAUCACCUGAUUCUUUUAUAUGGACAGACGAACAGACAGAUUCAGCGUUCUAUGCUGAUGUAAUCAUGAUGUAAUAACCUUUUACUUAAUAUGAGAUAACGGCUAGACCACCUCGGUCUAUUUGCAAUAUUCAUCCCUUUUCAAGCAGCUGUAAUUUCUAAUUUUAGCUGAGGUUUCAGCAGGUUGAUGGGCCGUUUGCCUGUAACUUCCUGGCAGUUAAUGGUUUCCAUUAAUGUCUGUGACAUAAAAAUUUAAUUAAUUAAAACAUAACAAUUGGCUUACUUGGCAGACUUGUCUGCUGCGGUCAGCCUUUGUUACACAGAAAUACAAACUAUUUUCAUUACAGACUGAAUUUUUUAACCCAUCAACAUGCUCUGUAUUUAAAUUACUAA